AUGGAGAGGCAGCAGACUAAUACACUUCAAAACUUUGAUGAUCCGAAAACGGAAAUUUUGAAAAAAAGAUUAUUAAAAGCUGCGAACUCUAACGUUAGCGCUAAUCUGUCGCAAAACAGUUCGCAGCAUAAUGUGCUCUUAAAUACAUUGCGCGCGCCGAUUUCGAGCAGUAUGAUCGUGUCUUCGGUGCAGGCGCCUCAGAGCUCUAUGCCAAUCCCUCACAAUUUAGUUACACAUUCUAUAGCUCCUGUGAAAAUUCACACUAAUAAUUCUCCAUAUCCAUUGCAGCUUUCAACUGUACAUGUACCAGUGCAAAUACCAGGUUCCACUUCUAAUAUAAAUGUUCCUGUUCAAUUAUCAGGUGCUACAAGCACAGUACCAUUGCAAAUAGCUCCCGUUAGUCUUCCACUGCAAGUUUCAGGUACUACAAAUGUACCAGUUCAAUUACCAGCUGGUGAAACAAUUAAUGUUCCUCUGCAAUUACCAACAGCUAGUCAGAAUAUACAAUUGACAGGACAAACAUUGCCAUCCAUGCCGCUUUUGCAAAGCCCAGCGCAGCCUCUUCACAGUUCAAUAAUUCAUGUACAUAUGGGAUCAAACCCCAGACCCACAAAUAUUGAGGCGAAUUCUGAUAUGAAUGUGUCAAGUUCUACUCAGCUCCAACUUCCUGAUUCAUCUGCGGUUCAAGUAAAAAUGAAUAAUUCCACAUCUGUAUCCCAAGUACAAGUUGGUGCUAACUCUGCUGUUGUACAAAUCCCUAACUCCUCUAACAACCCUAUACAAUUGGCUCUACCUAACUCUAAUUCUGGGACCGUACAGCUACGAGGUGCACCUAGAACAGUCCCUCAUGUAGUCUACAUACAAACGCCAACUGGUCUGAAACCAGUUACAAGUACAGAGGUGAUAAGCCAAGCCAGCACUAGUGGCAAUCCACCACAAAUAAUAGUAAGAAGACCGGUUACUAGUAAUUCCAAUAUUCAUUUAAUAUCAAAUAUGAACAAUAAGCCAAAUAUUGCACAAAUUCCAAAGGUGCCAGUCCAGAAUAAAUCAUCUAUUCUAGCCCCUGCCAAUGCUUCUCAACCAAUUGUAAUCCAAAAGCCCAAAACAAAUGAUAAAAUGAUGGUUCCAGUCAGCAUUGCUCCGGGAGCUCAAGGAAAACAGGCAAUCGCUUACCUAGGAUCUGUAAAGAAAACAAAUACAAAAAGCUUAUCAGAAAGUCAAUCAAUCCUUAUAUCGAACAAUCAAUCAAAUGUUAAUUCAAAUAAUCAAAAACUUUUCUUGACUCCUAUGAAUAUGCCCAAGAUACAAAACACUAAAUUUAUUUUGCCUGUAACAUUGCCUGCCACAAUGGCCUCAAAAGGUCCUAUAAUCAAUUUACAAAUUGCUAAUGGACAGAUUCAAAAUGAUCCUCAGGGAAACAUAACUGUUAUGAGAGAUACUGCGCCUAUGGAGACGUCGGAAAUGCCACCGUUGCAGCCUCUAGCAACAUUAGUCAACGUAAAUGGGAAGGAUAAUGCAGUGCCUCAGAGUCCUAAAAGUGAUAAAUCAUUUGCAAUAUCUAUACCCGGUUCAAGAGCUGAGCCUACUGGAGAGCAGGGUGAAUACACUUUAUCAAUACCUGAAACAAAUGCCUCUAUGAAUGAUGACAUUUAUACAGUGUCUAUAGCAGAUGAGGAAGGUGGUCAAACUCGAGAGAAAUCAUUUACUUUGGCCAUUCCAGAGAAAAGUAAAAGCUUAUUAAAUAAAAAUGUUAUUGACAGAUCUGAGAUAGGACCUGUCCCUGUGGCUGCUCCAGCAAUUCUUCGGCGUUCUAAUUCCGACAAUAGUGAGAGAAAAGUUUCCAAUGCAAGUAUUAAGAGACGCAUUUCACUAUGCAAUGAAAAUUUGUCAAAUAAAACUAUCAAGCUUACAAUUCCACAGAUAAAAACUGACAAAAUAGAAACUAACACAGAUAUAGAUAUGAAUGAUGAUCAUCGUGUGCCAUCUUUAUUUUGCGAUGAGCAAUUGGACAAAGAUUUAGAUAUUAGAACUAAUAUUGAAGAUUCUGAUCCUGAUGAUGAUAAGGAAAAAAAUAAACUGACUACAGAUAAAAACAGUGAUGUUUUAUAUAAUCAACAUUUGAACAAAUAUAGUUCAAAGGAUAGUAAAACUGGUAAUGAUAGUAGUGAGCCUACUUCAGAAGAAGAUCCACCAGGUUUGGUAUGGAGCAAUGGUGUUGCACAACUUCAGGGCAGCAAGCUAAAAUUCCAGACAAAUGAAUUUGGUCUUAUUGACCUGGUUGAAAGCAGUGAUCAUGGUACAAUAGUUAUGAAUCCGAGUGCCAAAUAUCAUACGCCACUUAAACAACGAAUAGAAAGAAACAGUAGAGAUAAGAAGCCUAUGUCACCAGAGGAUUUGUACCGUUGUGAUGGUUGUGGGUGUCACGGAAUGGCGGCCGAGUUCAUUACUCCUAAUUACUGCAGUUUGACUUGCCAAACAGAAGUCCAGAAGAUAAGUCAGAAGAAAGAAAGAGCAGAGUUAGCGAAAAAAAGGCACAAAAUGAAAAAAUUGUUGAUGAGAAAGCAACUCUCUGACUCAGAAUUGAUGCAAGAAGCUAAGGAUGACAAAGUUCCUCUCAAAGAUUAUGAGUCAACACCAGCUGAAACCCAAAUAUCGGAAGCUGCAUUACUUAAAAUGAGUGAGGAUUUGAUUGAGGAUGAGAAAUAUCCAUGGAUGUGUGGUAAAAAUGGAUUCUCAUGGAUGCGCUAUCUAGAUAUUUGUAAGGCUAAAGCUGCACCUGUUAAGUUAUUCAAAGAUCCCUUCCCUUACAACCGAAAUCGUUUUAAAGUGGGCAUGCGUCUUGAAGCAAUAGACCCUCAACAUCCUUCGUUGUUUUGUGUGGUAUCGGUGGCGGAGGUGCAGGGAUAUCGCAUGCGUCUGCAUUUUGAUGAAUAUGCUGAUCUGUAUGACUAUUGGGUAAAUGCCGAUUCUAUAGAUAUAUUUCCGCCUGGAUGGUGCGAGAAAAAUGGGCGUUCGUUAACACCGCCUGCAAGUUACACAGCGGAGACAUUUUCUUGGCCAUUGUAUCUGAAGAAAAUACGGGCUAUUGCUGCGCCGAGGCAUCUCUUUCCUCAUAUAACGUCUACAAUGGUAAAACCGAACGGCUUCCGCAUCGGCAUGAAGCUGGAAGCUGAGGACUUGCAGAAUGAUAUGGUGUGUGUAGCGAGCGUGGCCGACAUACCCAACGUCACCCUAUAUACACCCAGUGGCUGGGCUAAGGAGAAUGGAUAUGUUUUGACACCACCCAAUGAUAAGGACCCGGAGACAUUCUCGUGGGUGUGCUACCUGGCUGAUACGCGGUCGACGGCGGCGCCCCCGCGCGCCUUCAAACCCCGCGCUCCGCAGGGCUUCAAGCCCGCCAUGAAGCUCGAGGUGGUGGACCCGAGGGUGCCUUUCCUAAUUCGCGUGGCGACGAUCGCCGAGGUGAAAGGCCACCAGGUUCGCGUUACUUUCGACGGCUGGCCGGAGGAGCUGUCCUGCUGGCUGGACGACGACUCACCCGAUCUUCAUCCGGUGGGUUGGUGCCUGAAGACCGGACAUCCGUUGGAACCGCCCUUAACGGUGGAGGAGUUGCGCGUGAGUGGACCUUGCGGGGUGGGGGGCUGCCGGGGACUGGGCUCCGUGCGCGGCGGAGCCCACAAGCAGCACGCCGCCGCCUCCACCUGCCCGUACCGCGCGAGCGCCGGCGACCCGCCCGACCGCCUCGCCAGGAUACCAAAUAAAUCACUUAAGCCUUCGAUAGAGAUCAGUACGCCGACCGAUACCACGAAAGAAAAAUUACCACGUGGACGGCCGCCUAAGCACAAACGAGUCGAACUUGCUAAAAAUGAACGUGGGUCCGACGACGAGUCGAUGUCGAGCGAUGCGGGCGGGGUGAAGCGAUGGCGUGGCGGGGAGGGGGAGGGGUCGGGCUCCCGCACCCCCCCGCCGCCCCGGGCCCUGCUCGCCGCGCACAUAGCCGACCUGCAGCUGCCGCCCGACCCCGUCGCCUGGACACAGAAAGAGGUGGCUAUGCUGGUGGGGCGCGUGGCGGGCGGCGGUGCGGGCGCGGCGGCGGCGGCGGCGCGGCUCUCCGGCGCCGAGCUGCUCAUGGCCUCCUGCGAGGAACUGGUCGCCUGCCUGCGUCUGCGCCUCGGACCCGCCGUCAAGGUAUACGCGGCAGUUCGACAGCUUCGCGAGUCACUCACGUGA
Messenger RNA from Parnassius apollo (apollo), 4230 nucleotides. Lineage: Eukaryota; Metazoa; Arthropoda; Insecta; Lepidoptera; Papilionidae. The record is from the annotation of a GenBank genome assembly.